AUGAAAGGAAAUACAACCGGAUUUGUAUCUACUGAACGUCCAAAAACAAUUGUAUUACCCAAAAUAAAACAAGAAUCAAAUAAACAAACAAUACAUGAUAAUAGAUCUCCAUUGUUUAAAUCUUUAAAACAAGAAAAUCUUCUUUCACCAAAUUCAAAUAAUGUUAUAAAAAAUUCGCUUUUAGUUCAUUCUGAAUCAAAUAAACGUGUAAAAUUUUCAAAUAAUGUUAAUAAUAAUGGUGAAACAACUUCACGAUUAACUAAUGAUAAAACAGAUUCAUUAUUGAAUAAUGAUCAACAUGUUCAUCAAUCAAAUUUAACUCCUGUUUAUGAAAUUCAAUCAGAAAACAACAAUCAAAAUGAAUUAUUAAAUAAUGAUGGUACUCAUUCAGUAUCAAUGUCUAAACCUAAAUUUUAUCGUUCAAAUAGUAACAAUACUUUAUCAAUUUCAACUGUUACAUCACCAUCAAUAGCAAGCUCACGUAUUUCAUCAUUUUUACCAGCUACAUCAUCUAUUUAUCAUCAUAAUACAUCAAUGGAUAAUUCUUCAAGUAUAAUGAGUUCAUUAACAAUUAAAUAUCAUGUAUUAAAUUUAUCAUUACUUGAAUUUAAUAUAUCAUUAUCUGAAUUUGAUAAAAAAAAAUUCAAUGAUAUUCGUGAACAAAUUCCUGAAGAAUUCGAACAAUUAUUACCAACAUUAUUUAAAUUAGGUAUUGUUCUAUGGCCAGAAAAACUUUUUGAUAAAAAAGAACAAUUAACAUUAAGAGAAUUAAGAUUACGAGAAAAUUUAAUAUCAAUUAUUGAAAAAGAUCAACAAAAUUCAAAACGACAAGAUUAUCUUGAAAAUUUAUAUGGAAAUUUUUUAUCACAUGAUAAUAUUUUACAAAAACAUCAUUUAUUAAGAGAAAAUCUUUCAUUUCAAGGACAAUUAUCUUUACUUGAAACAUAUCGAGAUGAAAUAGAAAAUUUAUUAACAAAACAAAUUCAUUAUUGGAUAUCAAUACCAAUGAAAUCUAAUCGAAUAAAUUUUAAUGAUGAAAUAAAUUCAAUAAGUCAUUCAUCAUAUAUUUCUACUAUAUUUCGAACUAAAAAUAAAUUUCUUCAACCAAUAUCAUUACGAAAAACUAACAGAUAUUCAAAUAUUGAACUAUCAACAUAUGAUGAAUUAUUUUCAUUAACAUUACCAGAUCAAAUUGAUAAUCAAUGGUCAAGAAAACUUCUUGCAAAAAUUAUUGAACAAGGAAUGAAUAUUUUAGAUCAAGUGAGAAAAUUACCUCAACCUUCUUUAUUAAAUCAAUAUGAUCAUUGUAAUCUUAAAGAACAAGAAAUUGUACGAAAAUUUAAACAAUGGUUAUUUCUAUGUUCAACUCUUUAUACAGAAGAAAAUUAA
Messenger RNA from Rotaria sordida, 1389 nucleotides. The record is from the annotation of a GenBank genome assembly. Lineage: Eukaryota; Metazoa; Rotifera; Eurotatoria; Philodinida; Philodinidae.